UGGAAACAAAGAGGAAUAUGUUAAUAUUAUGGGCUGCAUUGAACAUAGACUUGUCAGAAAUCUUUCUAUUAUGUACAAACAUUCUAAAAAUUUAUUUUUCUUUUCUCCUAAUCCCAGCAGAAUUUGAAUAUGAAAUUCAUGUGCUUGGAAAAUAAACCCCUUGCAGAGUCUCCUUUGUGACUUCUUGUUUUUUUUUUUUUGGGAAAUUGUAUUUUCUUUGAAUCCAUUCAUUUUGAAAGAAAAAAUCUGAGAAAUUGUAUUUCUUUUAAAAUGAUUUUUUUUUUUAAGUUAAAAGUAUUUCAAGCAAAAGAAUUAAUAAAAAAAAUCAAUCAGAGUUAAAUUUUUGCAAAAUUUUUAAUUCUAAACAAGAAAGUUAAAAGUAUUAAGCAAAUCCUGUACGGCUCUUGAAUAAUUAUUUGCAGUCUUGGGAUAAUAACUAACAAAAUCACUUAUCCACAGAUAAAAAAAAUGAAUGAUUUAACUUGUGGAAAGCAAUUUGGGUGGUGCAACUAUGAAGUUGGUGCAUGCAUGGACUAAUUUGUAAUUGGCUUUGAAAGCGAACCACUCAAAACGACAAAUCCUAAUGGCUUAUCAGAUAGAUGCAAGACCAUCAAGAUUCCAAUUCCAAAUUUGCAUCAGGAAAAUAGAAUUUCAUUUGAAUAAGUCUUAAACUGUUAGUUGCUUCUUUGAAUGAAUGAACAGUGGAAGACUUUUCAACUCUGCUCCUGCAAUUUUAGCAAUUUUUUCUACUAUAUUUUUUCAUCAGAAAUAAAUUAAGUAAAGGGUAAGAAAGAGAUGAAGCAAGUUUAUCUCUAGUAACCUAAAGCAUACAAAGAUUGUGACAGGAAAUAUCUGAUUCUAAACUUGAUAAAAUUCACCACCAACCUGUUUCUCAACCAACUUCCUCUUCACCAUUGCCAUGCUUAUUAUAAGAAACUAUUUCAUUUAGGCCACUGUGCUUUACAAUUUACAAUGAAAGAAGAAAUGGGAGUUUCAUUGCUUUCUUCUUCCUCAGAGGGAUCAUACAACAUGGGAAUUCUGAUGAUAGCUUGCUUGGCAUUGUCAUGGAUUUUUAUCCAUAGAUGUAACCAGAGGAACAAGAAAGGACCAAAAACAUGGCCAAUUGUUGGUGCAGCAAUUGAGCAGCUUGUGAACUAUGAUCGUAUGCAUGAUUGGCUUGUUGAGUAUCUGUCUGAGUUGAAAACUGUAGUAGUUCCAAUGCCGUUUACGACAUAUACUUACAUUUCUGAUCCUGCUAACGUUGAACAUGUCCUUAAGACCAAUUUUGCCAAUUAUCCAAAGGGUGAGACAUAUCAUUCAUAUAUGGAAGUGCUGCUCGGAGAAGGGAUAUUUAAUGUAGAUGGUGAGUUAUGGAGGAAACAGAGGAAGACUGCUAGUUUUGAGUUUGCAUCCAAGAAUUUGAGGGACUUCAGCACCAGAGUCUUUAGAGAAUAUAGCUUGAAGCUCUCAUCUAUUCUCACUCAUGCAUCUUCUAACAACAAAGAAAUAGACAUGCAGGAGUUGUUUAUGAGGAUGACAUUGGACUCCAUAUGCAAAGUUGGGUUUGGUGUAGAAAUAGGAACACUGGCUCCCAAUCUACCAGACAACUGCUUUGCUCAGGCAUUUGAUACUGCCAACAUCAUUGUUACACUUCGUUUCAUUGAUCCAUUAUGGAAAAUAAAGAGAAUCCUUAAUGUGGGAUCAGAAGCUCUACUUGAUAAGAGCAUUAAAAUCAUAGAUGAUUUCACUUACUCUGUCAUUUACAGAAGGAAAGCCGAAAUGGAAGAAGCUCGAAAAACCAAUAACAAUAACAAGGUGAAACAUGAUAUAUUGUCAAGGUUCAUUGAGUUAGGCGAAGACCCAGAAAGCCAUUUGACAGAUAAAAGUCUAAGAGAUGUAGUUCUCAACUUUGUGAUAGCUGGGCGAGACACAACUGCAACAACUCUCUCAUGGGCUAUAUACAUGAUUAUGACACAUAACCAUGUAGCCGAGAAGCUCUACGACGAGCUCAAAGCUUUCGAGGAAGAAAGGGCAAAGGAAGAGAAUGUUACAUUGCAUCAGUUUGACUUGAAUGAUCUUGAAUCCUUCACUGAAAGAGCAGUGCAAUAUGCGGGACUCUUGACUUAUGAUUCAUUAGGCAAAUUAUAUUAUCUGCAUGCGGUGAUCACAGAGACACUUCGUCUGUACCCGGCAGUCCCUCAGGACCCCAAAGGGAUUCUAGACGAUGAUACCUUGCCUGAUGGAACUAAAGUUAAGGCAGGAGGGAUGGUGACUUAUGUUCCCUAUUCAAUGGGGAGGAUGGAGUACAACUGGGGAUCUGAUGCAGCUUCAUUCAAGCCUGAACGAUGGCUGAAAGAUGGCUUCUUCCAGAACGCGUCUCCGUUCAAGUUCACAGCUUUUCAGGCUGGACCAAGAAUAUGCCUUGGCAAGGACUCUGCAUAUCUCCAGAUGAAGAUGACACUGGCUAUACUCUGCAGAUUCUUCAAAUUUGAAUUGGUUCCAAACCAUCCAGUGAAAUACAGGAUGAUGACGAUUCUAUCAAUGGCACAUGGCUUGAAGCUUAGAGUGUCCAGGCGUUCAUAAGGAUAAGAGACAACAACUAGAGGCUAUGAUCUUCUUGACAAUCCAUGUUCAUAUCAGAGCAUGUUGUUUCAAUCCAUUUUGAAAAUGACUAGCUCAAAUAUUAAGUAAUA
Molecule: messenger RNA, 2693 nt
Organism: Manihot esculenta (cassava)
Lineage: Eukaryota; Viridiplantae; Streptophyta; Magnoliopsida; Malpighiales; Euphorbiaceae
Product: cytochrome P450 704B1
Exons: 6
Coding region: 973-2583 (536 amino acids)
Molecular function (GO): iron ion binding; heme binding; oxidoreductase activity, acting on paired donors, with incorporation or reduction of molecular oxygen
Source: RefSeq, a predicted model, not a curated record